AGGGACAGUGGGGGCCCGAGAGGCCACUGCGCUGACGCUACAGGGCUCGGAGCUCGGGCACCGCUGACAUCAUGAGCUGGUCCUUGCAGCCCCGGAGUUUAAUUCUGUAUUUCUACACUGUCUUAUUGCUCUCUUCAACAUGCCUGGCAUAUAUUGCUACCAGAGACAACUGCUGCAUCUUGGAUGAAAGAUUUGGUAGUUUUUGCCCCACAACCUGCGGAAUUGCAGAUUUCCUGUCUACUUACCAAACCAAUGUAGACAAUGAUCUACAGACUUUGGAAGACAUCCUGAGUCAAGCUGAAAACAGAACAUCAGAAGCCAAAGAACUGGUCAAAGUGAUCCGAGCCAGCUAUGAUCCUGAUGAACCACCAAAGCCAAAUAAGAUAACGAGUGCUACUAAGGAAUCCAAGAAAAUGAUGGAAGAAAUUAUCAAAUAUGAAGCACUGAUUGUAACACAUGCAUCAAGUAUUCGAUUUUUGCAGGAUAUAUAUAAUUCGAAUAAACAAAAGAUCAGUAACCUGAAAGAGAAGGUAGCCCAGCUCGAAGCACAGUGCCAGGAACCUUGCAAAGACACAGUACAAAUACAUGACACAACAGGGAAAGAUUGUCAGGACAUUGCCAAUAAGGGAGCCAAAGAGAGUGGGCUUUACUUUAUCAAACCUAUGACAGCUAAGCAGCAGUUCUUAGUCUACUGUGAAAUUGAUGGGUCUGGAUUUGGAUGGACUGUGUUUCAGAAGAGGCUUGACGGCAGUUUGGAUUUCAAGAAAAAUUGGAUUCAGUAUAAAGAAGGGUUUGGACAUCUGUCUCCUACUGGUACCACAGAAUUUUGGCUGGGAAAUGAGAAGAUUCAUUUGAUAAGCACACAGUCUGCCAUCCCAUAUGUAUUGAGAGUGGAGUUGGAGGACUGGAAUGGGAGAACCAGUACUGCCGACUAUGCCUCGUUCAAGGUGGCACCUGAAACUGACAAAUACCGCCUGACAUAUGCCUACUUCAUUGGCGGAGAUGCUGGAGAUGCCUUUGAAGGUUUUGAUUUUGGUGAUGAUCCUAGUGACAAGUUUUUCACAUCCCACAAUGGCAUGCAGUUCAGUACCUGGGACAAUGACAAUGACAAGUAUGACGGCAACUGUGCCGAGCAGGAUGGAUCUGGUUGGUGGAUGAACAAGUGUCAUGCAGGCCACCUCAAUGGAGUUUACUACCAAGGUGGUACUUACUCAAAAACAUCUACGCCUAAUGGUUAUGAUAAUGGCAUUAUUUGGGCCACUUGGAAAUCACGGUGGUAUUCCAUGAAGAAAACCACCAUGAAGAUAAUCCCACUCAACAGAUACUCCGCUGGAGAAGGACAGCAACACUUCCUUGGGGGAGCUAAACAGGUUGGGCCAGACACCAUGUUGAAAUAGAAUAUAAAUAAAUCAUCUUACUAUGCAAGAUAAUUGCUAAUUUUUGUUAGUCCACAAAGCUUCAGAAAAACUUUCUGAAAGUUUCUUCUCAUUUAUCUCUUACUAUAUUUAUUAAUUUUAAGUCUUUUAUUAAGGAUAGUUAGCCUUAAAUGGAAAUUAAAACUCACUUGGACUGUAUUCCCACAUUACUGAACUUGGAGUUAUUUAAAAUUUAUUUGAGGAGAUAACAUUUUAGCUUAUUUCCUAAGUAUAUAAUAAUAAAAUUGUUGCCAUAUUUUGCAGUUUGAUAUUUGCAGAUUGUUUAGUUAUUUUGCAUAGUGAUCAUGUGUUGUUUUCUUAGCGAUUUUUCAUUUUUAUUAUUUCUUAAAUAUUUUAUUAUAUACCAGAAAUAUCUGAGUAAAUGAUAGCAUUUAAAAUCCCAAAGUAUUUUUCCAUGUUUAUUACUCCUAUGUCAUUCAUAUUUAAUUCUUCUUUUUAAAUGGAGAGAAUUAUACAUGUUUAAUAUUCUUUUUUUUGUUUUGGUCAUAGGCUGGAGACAUUUAAAAGACCACUUCAAAAGUGAUUAACUUUUUUUAAAGGACUUUAUCUGAACAGAAAAAUAUAGUAUUUUUCCUGUGGGACAAUGGACUUACAGAGUCUUACUUCAUUUUAAGAGUAAAAACAAUGACCCAUAUUGAAAACUCCACUAACAGUUUUAUUUUGGUGAUAAUUUAUCUACAUGCCAUUGCAAUAAACAUUUUGUUUCCUAAGACUA
Molecule: messenger RNA, 2151 nt
Organism: Manis pentadactyla (Chinese pangolin)
Lineage: Eukaryota; Metazoa; Chordata; Mammalia; Pholidota; Manidae
Gene: FGG
Product: fibrinogen gamma chain
Exons: 9
Coding region: 72-1397 (441 amino acids)
Biological process (GO): platelet activation; blood coagulation; protein polymerization
Cellular component (GO): fibrinogen complex
Molecular function (GO): signaling receptor binding
Source: RefSeq, a predicted model, not a curated record